Molecule: messenger RNA, 679 nt
Organism: Gossypium arboreum
Lineage: Eukaryota; Viridiplantae; Streptophyta; Magnoliopsida; Malvales; Malvaceae
Exons: 2
Coding region: 186-461 (91 amino acids)
Source: RefSeq, a predicted model, not a curated record
AUUUUAGAUUAGAUCCAUUUCAUAUAAUAGAUUAUAGACAGUGUUGUUCUUGGAUCCAUGAUACACGUCAGUUCAACUUUACUAAGGGACUUUGAUAUUUGUGGAUUUGCAAGACUCGCUGGACUUUCUCAUUAUCAAAUAAAUCUUCUCAAGUCUCCAUCUGCUAUUCAAUAAACAAUCAAUCAAUGGCUUCCUCAACAUCAAGGAUCGCCUUCCGCAUAGUAAUAGCGCUGCUUCUCCUCUUGGCCCUCUUCUACGUCGGCCGUCCUCUUUAUUGGAAAAUCUCCGCCACCAUCCACGACAUCCGCCACAACAAGCAAACUGUUCAACAAGGUAUCUCACAGAUUAUGCUAGAGGCCCAGAAAUCUGUGGGGUGGUUUACUGAUGAAUCCGAUUCUGGAGUCCAUGAAAAAGCCAGCAAGCAGACGGCUUCAAGGAGAUUACUUUUUAGGGUUUUAUGAUGGGAAAAUCCCCCCAAGUUAUUUGUUACUCCAUUGGUAAUUAAUAAUUUACUAAGAUAGGAUGUUUAAAGGAAUGGUCUAAAAGUGGAGAUAUUUUGAUGGGUAGAGUUUAGUUACUGCAAAUGUUACAGUGAUUCUAAGAUUUUGAGUAUUGUUGUAUGAAAAUUAUCUGUUUCUUUUGAAAAACUUGAAUUAUAUCUGAACUUGAUUUUGUUGCA